This is a messenger RNA of Pteropus alecto (black flying fox), 2429 nucleotides long. It is a transcript of the gene PCSK2, whose product is annotated as proprotein convertase subtilisin/kexin type 2. Gene Ontology annotation, biological process: protein processing. The coding region runs from base 301 to 2217 and encodes 638 amino acids. Gene Ontology annotation, molecular function: serine-type endopeptidase activity. NCBI's taxonomy places the organism in Eukaryota, Metazoa, Chordata, Mammalia, Chiroptera, Pteropodidae. Gene Ontology annotation, cellular component: trans-Golgi network; Golgi membrane. The transcript is spliced from 12 exons. The record is from RefSeq and is a predicted model, not a curated record.
CACAGACAUACACUCGCUCUUUCUCUCAGAUACACACAGCUCCCCACAUUUGCACCUCUGCCAGCGAACUGGGCCGCCUGACUACACGGCUUCCCCGCGAGCCAGAUGCUGGAGAUCACACACUGAUUUGCUGCUUUCUAUGCCCCUAGUCUCUUCCUCUACACAAAGAUUUCUUUUAAAACAACAAACAAACAACAAAAACUGUAUAUACAUAUUUUUUUUUAUUUGCAUCUUUCCUCCGGGUCCCCUGCUCCGCCAGCCUGUGCGCCUCCUAGCACCACUUUCCACUCCCAAAGAAAGAUGAAAGGUGGCUGUUUCUCCCGGUGGAAGGCGGCCGCCGGGCUCCUCUUCUGUAUCAUGGUCUUUGCAUCUGCCGAGAGACCAGUCUUCACGAAUCAUUUUCUUGUGGAGUUGCAUAAAGGAGGAGAGGAAGAAGCUCGCCAAGUUGCAGGAGAACACGGCUUUGGAGUCCGAAAGCUCCCCUUCACUGAAGGCCUGUACCACUUUUAUCAUGAUGGCCUUGCAAAGGCCAAGAGAAGACGCAGCCUACACCACAGACAGCAGCUGGAGAGAGACCCCAGGGUAAAGAUGGCCUUGCAGCAAGAAGGAUUCAACCGGAAAAAGCGAGGGUAUAGAGAUCUCAAUGAGAUCGACAUCAACAUGAAUGAUCCCCUUUUUACAAAGCAAUGGUAUCUGAUCAAUACUGGGCAAGCCGAUGGUACUCCUGGCCUUGACUUGAAUGUGGCAGAAGCCUGGGAGCUGGGAUACACAGGGAAAGGUGUUACCAUUGGAAUUAUGGAUGAUGGGAUUGACUAUCUCCACCCGGACCUGGCCUCAAACUACAAUGCCGAAGCAAGUUAUGACUUCAGUAGCAACGACCCCUAUCCUUACCCUCGAUACACAGACGACUGGUUUAACAGCCAUGGGACCCGAUGUGCAGGGGAAGUUUCUGCUGCAGCCAACAACAAUAUCUGUGGAGUCGGAGUAGCAUACAAUUCCAAGGUCGCAGGUAUCCGGAUGCUGGACCAGCCAUUUAUGACGGACAUCAUAGAGGCCUCCUCCAUCAGCCACAUGCCCCAGCUGAUCGACAUCUACAGCGCCAGCUGGGGCCCCACAGACAAUGGGAAGACGGUGGAUGGGCCCCGAGAGCUCACGCUCCAGGCGAUGGCCGAUGGUGUGAACAAGGGCCGAGGGGGCAAAGGCAGCAUCUAUGUGUGGGCCUCUGGGGAUGGUGGCAGCUACGACGACUGCAACUGCGAUGGCUACGCCUCCAGCAUGUGGACCAUCUCCAUCAAUUCGGCUAUCAACGACGGCAGGACAGCCUUGUACGAUGAGAGCUGCUCCUCCACCCUGGCCUCCACCUUCAGCAAUGGAAGGAAGAGGAACCCCGAGGCCGGAGUGGCAACCACAGAUUUGUAUGGAAACUGCACUCUGAGGCAUUCUGGGACAUCCGCAGCUGCUCCUGAGGCAGCUGGAGUGUUUGCACUGGCUUUAGAGGCUAACCUGGCUCUGACCUGGAGAGACAUGCAACAUCUAACUGUGCUCACCUCCAAACGGAACCAGCUUCAUGAUGAGGUCCAUCAGUGGCGGCGGAACGGGGUCGGCCUGGAGUUUAAUCACCUCUUUGGCUAUGGGGUCCUUGACGCAGGCGCCAUGGUGAAAAUGGCUAAAGACUGGAAAACCGUGCCCGAGAGGUUCCACUGUGUGGGAGGCUCCGUGCAGGACCCUGAGAAAAUACCAUCCACUGGCAAGUUGGUGCUGACCCUCACAACAGAUGCAUGCGAGGGGAAGGAAAAUUUUGUCCGCUACCUCGAGCACGUCCAAGCUGUUAUCACAGUCAAUGCAACCAGGAGAGGAGACCUGAACAUCAACAUGACUUCCCCUAUGGGCACCAAGUCCAUUUUGCUGAGUCGGCGUCCAAGGGAUGAUGAUUCCAAGGUGGGCUUUGACAAGUGGCCUUUCAUGACCACCCACACUUGGGGAGAAGAUGCUCGAGGAACCUGGACCCUGGAGCUGGGGUUUGUGGGGAGCGCCCCCCAGAAGGGAGUGCUGAAAGAGUGGACACUGAUGCUGCAUGGCACACAGAGUGCCCCUUACAUUGACCAGGUCGUGAGGGAUUACCAGUCCAAGCUGGCCAUGUCCAAGAAGGAGGAGCUGGAGGAAGAGCUGGAUGAAGCUGUGGAGAGAAGCCUGAAAAGCAUCCUGCACAAGAACUAGAGUUGCACCAUGGCCUCCAUCACCUCCCUCCCUCCCCUGUCUCUGACUCUCUGUCUUCACUCCACACUGUCAGGCACCUAGCAAUUACUGUCACCCCUACACAAGCAAUUCCAACUUCUUGAUCUGAAGCUUCACUCACUGUCAAUGAUUAUUUUCAUUACAAUGGAAGCAAUCUUUUUUAUUUCAUGCCCCAAAUACAGUGUUCCCACCAA